AAUGAGGGGAGGGUACUAUGGUCCCACGUGUCCUCAUCACCGCAGACCCAACGCAAUUCUGUUCAUUUUAUAUCUACCAUUUCCACAUACCGCAGAUUCGCAUACACUCAUGCAUACAUACAGCUUACACACGCACAAUCCUGUAGGAUUUAUGCAUACGUGCACUCAAAUCUCCCCAUUUGACCUAUUCUACAUAAUCUAGACUAAUUUUACAAUUCCAUUAUUGAUCGGCUCUGGCAUAGACUAUUAGGCCUAUUUGUUUUUUCAUUUAGUGAUAGAUUGGCUAUUUCAUUCAAUUGCCUGAUAUCGGUAGACUGUAUGCUACGAGCUGAAUGGGGAGAUGAGAGGACGAGCGUCAGCUGUCAACCAGAUUCAGUCGGUGUUUUUUUCUCUCUCGCCAUAAUUGUUUGUGCGUCGGUUUUCUUUUUAUCUGCGCCUGUUAGACUGUAACGCACUCGAUGUUAAUUCGGGGGAAUAUGUGAACAUCAUGCUGGCGGUGUGGUGCUUGGUCUUUGCUGCAGUGGGCGAGAGGUUUGCCGUGUCAGUUGGCAGUUAUCAGGUCUCCCGCGUUACAGGCGGCGGAAGGUCGACUUUGGUGCGGGAUGCGAGUUUGUGGGACUGGUUCUCGCCAGAGGAGCGGGGAGACAGCAGCGACAUUGCGGCCGAAGUCACCUAUCCAAAGCGGCUGGUGCAACAGUUGGAGUCGGAGGAAGAAAUGUCCCAUGGCUAUUUGGAUACCCGCGUGAAGAAUACCACGGGAGGCACCUCGCCAGUCCAUUUGGCCCAGAGUUGUUUCCAGGUGGAAACCUUCGGACACACCUUCACCCUGGACCUGGAGUUAAACCAUAACCUCCUGUCCUCAGACUAUGUGGAGCGGCACUUUCACCAAGACGGCAAACCCUCACAGUCUAAGGGAGGGGAGCACUGCUACUAUCAAGGGAGGUUGAGGGGCUUACCAGAGUCCUGGGCAGCUCUCUCCACCUGUCUUGGCCUAUGUGGUAUGUUUUCUGAUGGGAUGUUCUCUUAUGGGAUUGAGCCUCUUUUCGACGGGACCAAUCAGACUGAGGGGGCCCACCUAGUGCGUAGGAUGCCUGAUGUCAGACUAUCCCCAGACUGUCAAGACUGCACAGACGACAGUGAGGGGGAUAGAGCCAGAGGUAAUGGUGAUGAGCAGCUGAAGGAUCCCCGGGUCAGUGAGGUGCUGAGGCGCUCUAAGAGACAGCUGCCACGCAGGCCCACCGUGCAGUCAGAGACCAAAUACAUCGAGCUGAUGGUGGUCAACGACUACGAAAUGUUUGUGCAGCUCCGACGCUCCACUACCCAGGCCAGGAACUUUGCCAAAGCAGUGGUCAAUAUGGCUGAUGCAAUUUACAGGGAACAGCUGAACACACGUAUCGUGCUGGUUGCCAUGGAAACCUGGUCGUCGGCCAACAUGGUUCCCGUGGUGACAGACCCGUUGACGACGCUGCAGAACUUCAUGAAGUACAGGAAGGACAGUAUUAAGGAGCAAAGUGACGUCGUGCACCUCUUCUCGGGGCGUACAUUCCAGAGCAGUCGCAGUGGGACGGCCUACACCGGAGGGGUGUGCUCUCUCACCAGAGGAGGGGGCAUCAACGAGUAUGGGAACGUGGGUCCAAUGGCCAUCACUCUGUGCCAGAGUCUGGGUCAGAACAUUGGGAUGAGGUGGAACAACAUACGCAGCUCUGCGGGAGACUGCAGAUGUCCUGAUUCUUGGCUUGGUUGUAUCAUGGAAGACACUGGAUAUUACCUGCCCAGAAAGUUCUCUCGCUGCAGUGUUGAUGAGUACAUCCAGUUCUUGCUCCAGGGGGGCGGGAGCUGCCUCUUCAACAAGCCCAACAAGCUGUUGGACCCUCCUGAGUGUGGGAACGGCUUCGUGGAGACAGGGGAGGAGUGUGACUGUGGGUCUCAGCUGGAGUGUGCCCGUAGUGGAGGGGCGUGCUGUAAGAAGUGUACCCUGACCCAUGAUGCCAUGUGCAGUAGUGGACUGUGCUGCAGUGGGUGCAGGUAUGAGCUGAGAGGAGCGGUUUGCAGACAGGCUGUGAAUGACUGUGACAUCCCAGAGAGCUGCACAGGAGACUCCAGCCAGUGCCCUCAUAAUGUGCACAAGCUGGAUGGAUACAUGUGUGACAGUAGUCAGGGUCGUUGUUAUAGUGGUCGGUGCAGGACUCUCGAUGGCCAGUGUAAGGGACUUUGGGGCUACAAUUCAGCAGACCGCUUCUGCUAUGAGAAGCUGAAUGCAGAGGGCACAGAGAAGGGCAACUGUGGGCGGAGUCCUGAGGGCCAGGGAUGGCUGCAGUGCAACAAGCCGGACGUGCUUUGUGGUUUCCUGUUCUGUAUCAAUAUGACGGUGAAGCCAAAGUUUGGGGAUCUGGAGGGGGAAGUGACCAGCCUUACAAUAUACCACCAGAACAAGUACCUGGACUGCCGGGGGGGCCAUGUCCUGCUGGAGGACGGGUCAGACCUGGGCUACGUAGAGGAUGGUACGCCGUGCGGCCCCAACAUGAUGUGUCUGGAGCGCCACUGUCUCCCCGUGGCAGCCUUCAACCUCAGCACCUGCUCCGGCUCCACGCUGGGACGCACCUGCUCUGACCACGGGACAUGUAGUAACGAGGUGAAGUGUAUCUGUGACAGGGACUACACCGGGAAGGACUGCAGUGUCUUUGACCCCAUCCCUGACCCCACGCCGCCUGCCAACACGGAGAAGAAAGGUCCCAGUGGCACCAAUAUCAUAAUAGGGUCCAUCGCAGGUGCUAUUCUUCUGGCAGCCAUAGUCCUAGGGGGGACAGGAUGGGGAUUUAAGAAUAUCCGAAGAGGAAGAUCUGGAGGAGGAUAAGAUGUCUGUCUGUCUGUCUUUGUCUGUCUGCUCCUGUCUUUCAAUCACUCUGUGAUGUUUCCAAGUCGGAGAAGAGGGAAAAAGAACAAGUCUUCCACUCCUGUCCCAAACCUCUCCAGACCUCUUCUGUUAACGUCUCCUCUCCUGUCCACUUCCUGUCUGUCCACCUGUCUAUCUCCGGCCCCUCCUGGCCAGUGUAGCACCUCCCACAUUGCAUACCAGCCAAUUAUAUUAUCCAAUCAGGAUAAAGUCUUUGCCAUGGACAGAAUUAGAAGGUUGUUGUUGGUCCCUAGAGGGGCGUCAGGGUCUUCCUCCUUUCCAGCGACUAAGUAGUAUGAACUUCGGUGUCUGCGUACUGUAGUUCUCUUUCCUUUCGCUUACGACAGUCCAAUGAAGAACAUGUCAACAGUGGACAAAUUCAGUAUCAGACAUGUCUUUCCAAUGCUUGUCUUGAAACACACUUCUGGCCGCUGUUUGAGAAUGCUGGACUGGCCCAGACCUGCCAUCUGAAAAACUAUUUAAAUCAUAAGAUGUUGUCAAGGAAACACAGAAAAACAAACAUUGAUCAAAGACUCAAGUGGCCAUUGGAUCAGUUGAACUGCCCCUUUCAGAGAGGCCAUGUCAAGUGACUGGAUGACAACCCAGAUUCAGACAUUAUAGUUACAACAACACGGAUGUGACCCAAGAAGAAUCCUGUAUUGGACAUGUUGUGUACAGGCCAUUUCCAAAGACAGAAGAACUUAUUGUGAGAAUGACUAUGAAACAAAAGCAGUAGACCAUUCAAAACAUCAUGGACUGAUGUAGGGUUUAUGUUGAUUGUUAAUUAUUUGUCCCUGUCUGUUGAGAUGUGUUGAGAUGUAGGAAGGGGGAGUUAGACCCUAUGGUUUUGGGAUCAUAUUUAAAAUGCAGCAGAGACCGUAACUCAGUGUUUUCAACCGUAGAUCUACCAACACAACAUUCCACAUAGUGUUAGUUAACAGAGCCUGUCUGUAUGUGUCUGUAUUCUAUUCACCACCUUCUUAAGAGGCCCAAAGUGUGUAUGGUAAAGGAGGUUGAAACUGUGUGUGUGUGUGUGUGUGUGUGUGUGUGUGUGUGUGUGUGUGUGUGUGUGUGUGUGUGUGUGUG
Messenger RNA from Salmo salar (Atlantic salmon), 3979 nucleotides. NCBI's taxonomy places the organism in Eukaryota, Metazoa, Chordata, Actinopteri, Salmoniformes, Salmonidae. The record is from RefSeq and is a predicted model, not a curated record.